Mollisia scopiformis is the source of this 6636-nucleotide messenger RNA. RefSeq names its product fatty acid synthase-like protein subunit beta. Lineage: Eukaryota; Fungi; Ascomycota; Leotiomycetes; Helotiales; Mollisiaceae. Gene Ontology annotation, molecular function: fatty acid synthase activity; [acyl-carrier-protein] S-acetyltransferase activity; enoyl-[acyl-carrier-protein] reductase (NADH) activity. The transcript has 3 exons. The record is from RefSeq and is a predicted model, not a curated record. Gene Ontology annotation, cellular component: fatty acid synthase complex. Gene Ontology annotation, biological process: long-chain fatty acid biosynthetic process. The coding region runs from base 307 to 6591 and encodes 2094 amino acids.
AGCUCACUUUCCUCACUCAAGCUUCGAGAACCACCAUUUCUUGAAAAUACCCCAAUUGAUCUCCCACAUUCAUACAGCAGAAUUCCCCCUCCUGCUUCCAUCAUUCUUGUGUCCAUAUUCCCUCCAUACCUAAUUAUUAUCCUUUUUCCGCGAUUAUAGAAAAGAUUCCCUAGACACGACGAAAUAUUCCAGCUGCAUCGCAGCUUGUAUCUGCGCUCUCAUCUGCUCCUGCUCCUGCUCUUGACUGAGUAUCUGGAGUUUGGCGAAUAGAAGCCAGCUAGAAGCGCCCACAAAAUAAUUUCCACAAUGUACGGAACCUCAACCGGCCCUCAGACGGGCGUCUCUACACCACGAUCAUCCUCCUCCCUUCGACCGUUGGUCCUGACCCAUGGAUCACUCGAACACUCCUUUUUGAUACCCACAAACCUCCACUUCUAUGCCUCCCAAAUUAAAGACCGAUUUCUUGGCUCUCUGCCAGAGCCCACCGAUGAGUUGGCCCAGGACGACGAACCUUCAUCCGUCGCAGAACUCGUCGCAAGAUACUUAGGAUUCGUGGCACAAGAUGUCGAUGAGGGCGAAGACGAUGCGCAAGGUUCAUACGAGGAGGUCUUGAAGCUUGUCAUUAACGAGUUCGAGCGUGCAUUUCUCAGAGGAAAUGAAGUACACGCGCUGGCUGCCACACUUCCUGGAAUCAAUGCCAAGAAGCUGGAAGUGGUUCGAAGCUAUUAUGCUGCUCGUGCUGCCACUGGGAGAACUAUCAAACGCCACGAGUCUGCCCUCUUCCGCGCUGCUAGCGACGAGAGUGCCAAAAUUUACACGGUGUUUGGAGGCCAAGGAAACAUUGAGGAAUACUUCGACGAGCUCAGAGAGCUUUACAAGACAUACCCCUCUUUUGUAGAGGAAUUGAUUGUCUCUGCUGCAGAGUUACUUCAGACUCUUUCUCGAGACCCGAGAGCAGAGAAGCUCUAUUCGAAGGGUUUGGAUGUCAUGACAUGGCUACACGACCCAGAAUCCACUCCUGACGUUGAUUAUAUGGUGUCUGCACCAGUCAGUUUCCCACUGAUUGGCCUUGUGCAACUUGCACAUUAUACCGUCACCUGCAAAGUCCUGGGUCUUACUCCUGGACAACUCAGAGAGCGCAUCAGCGGAACGACUGGUCAUUCUCAGGGUAUUGUUUUGGCUGUUGCAACGGCGGCUGCAGACUCGUGGGAAUCCUUCGACGAUAUCGCCAUCUCUUCUCUCACCAUCCUCUUUUGGAUUGGAUCUCGAAGCCAGCAGACAUACCCACGAACUUCUCUGGCUCCUUCGAUUUUACAAGAUUCAGUCGACAAUGGCGAAGGAGUCCCAACACCCAUGUUGAGCAUUCGCGACUUAUCCCAAGCUCAAGUACAGCAACACAUCGAUGCGACCAAUCAAUAUCUUCCCGAAGACAGACAUAUCGCAAUCUCGUUGAUUAACAGUGCGCGAAACAUGGUUGUCACUGGUCCUCCAAUCUCUCUUUAUGGUCUCAAUUUGCAGCUGCGAAAGGUCAAAGCUCCCACUGGUCUUGACCAAACUCGAAUUCCCUUCACUGAGCGAAAAGUCCGAUUUGUCAACAGAUUCUUGCCUAUCACAUCUCCUUUCCACAGCAAGUAUCUAUCGAAUGUCCCCGAGCAUCUCAGUGAAGAUCUUAAGGAUAUCAAGAUACCUAGCAAGAGCCUGGGCAUUCCUGUGUAUGAUACAAAUACCGGAAAGGAUUUGCGAACACAAGUCAAGGGUGACAUUGUCCCGACACUCGUCCGACUCAUCACACACGACCCAGUGAACUGGGAGAAAGCAACAGUUUUUCCCGAUGCAACGCAUGUUCUAGACUUUGGUCCAGGCGGUAUUUCCGGUCUUGGUGUUUUGACCAGCCGCAACAAGGAUGGUACUGGUGUUCGCGUAAUCCUUGCUGGUGCUGUCGACGGCACUGUUCCAGAAGUUGGAUAUAAGCCUGAACUUUUCGACCGUGAUGAGGAGCAUGCAGUCAAAUAUGCUAUCGAUUGGGUCAAGGAACAUGGCCCUCGACUUAUCAAGACAUCAACUGGCGAGACAUACGUUGACACAAAGAUGAGUCGUUUGUUGGGAGUACCACCUGUCAUGGUCGCUGGUAUGACUCCUUGCACAGUUCCUUGGGAUUUCGUUGCAGCUACAAUGAAUGCCGGAUAUCAAAUCGAAUUGGCUGGUGGUGGUUACUACAAUGCCAAGACAAUGACCGAGGCUUUGAGAAAGAUUGAGAAUGCUACACCCGCUGGGCGUGGUAUCACUGUUAACCUCAUUUACGUCAAUCCUCGUGCUAUGCAGUGGCAAAUCCCUCUCCUUGGCCAAUUGCGCUCAGAAGGCGUUCCAAUUGAAGGUUUGACGAUCGGAGCGGGAGUGCCUUCCAUCGAGGUUGCUCAGGAAUACAUUGAGACACUUGGAUUGAAGCAUAUUGCUCUCAAGCCCGGUUCCGUGGAAGCCAUUCAAGCCGUUAUCAAUAUUGCCAAGGCCAACCCUACUUUCCCAGUCAUUCUUCAGUGGACUGGAGGUCGUGGAGGUGGCCAUCAUUCCUUUGAAGAUUUCCAUCAACCAAUUCUCCAGAUGUAUGGUCGUAUCAGACGAAGUGCCAACAUUAUCCUCGUUGCUGGUAGUGGGUUUGGCGGUGCUGAGGACACAUACCCCUAUCUAACUGGUACCUGGUCUGGGAAAUUUGGUUACCCACCCAUGCCCUUCGACGGAUGUCUCUUUGGCAGUCGCAUGAUGACUGCUAAGGAAGCACACACCAGCAAGAACGCCAAGAAAGCAAUCACUGAGGCAGAAGGUCUCGAUGACGCCCAAUGGGAGAAGACCUACAAAGGACCAGCUGGAGGUGUUAUCACUGUCAGAUCUGAAAUGGGUGAGCCCAUCCAUAAGCUCGCCACCCGAGGUGUCAAAUUCUGGGCUGAGAUGGAUGCCAAGAUCUUCAGCUUGCCAAAGGAGAAGCGUGUCCCUGAACUGAAGAAGAACCGCGAGUACAUCAUCAAAAAACUGAACGAUGAUUUCCAGAAGGUUUGGUUCGGCCGCAACAAAGCUGGGGAGACGGUUGACCUCGAGGACAUGACUUAUGGCGAAGUCGUCCGCCGAAUGGUGGAUCUGAUGUUUGUCAAGCACGAGUCUCGUUGGAUCGACAAGUCUUAUGUCAAGCUCACAGGAGACUUCAUUCGCCGAGUUGAAGAGCGCUUUACUGCUGCCGGUGGCAAGCCAUCCUUGCUACAGAGUUAUUCUGAGCUUGAUGACCCAUAUCCAACCGUCGAGAAGAUCCUCGCUGCUUACCCCGAAUGCGAAACUCAACUUAUCAACGCUCAAGACGUCCAGCACUUCCUCCUCCUUUGCCAACGCCGAGGUCAGAAGCCUACGACAUUCGUCCCAGCUUUGGACGAGAACUUCGAGUUCUAUUUCAAGAAGGAUUCCCUUUGGCAAUCUGAAGACUUGGAGGCAGUCAUCAACCAAGAUGUCGGCAGAACUUGUAUCUUGCAGGGUCCAACCGCUGUGAAGUACUCGAAAAUCGUGGAUGAGCCCAUCAAGGAAAUUCUGGAUGGCAUUCACCAUGCUCAUAUCAAGGGUCUUACCCAAGAUAUCUAUGGUGGUCAAGAGUCUUCAAUUCCAGUCAUCGAAUACUUCGGUGGCGAGCUCAUUGAUCCCGAAGAAGAAACAGAUGUGGAAGGUCUCACUAUUUCCCAAGAUACACACAAGACAACAUAUCGCUUGUCAGCAUCUCCCACGGCAACCCUUCCAUCUGUUGAGACAUGGAUAUCUCUUCUUGCUGGUCACAAGCGAUCUUGGCGGUACGCAUUAUUUACCUCUGAGGUCUUUGUGCAAGGACAGAAGUUUCAGACAAACCCCAUGAAGCGAAUCUUCUCGCCAGUACGAGGCCUGUUUGUCGAGAUCCUGCACCCGAACGAGCCAUCAAAGACUGUCAUCACAGUUAAGGAGCAACCUAGACCCAACCACUACGUACAGGUCAUUGACGUUCGAUGCACUAGCGAGAAUGAGAUCUCGGUCAACAUGAUCAAAGAUACUACUGCCGUUGGCAAACCAGUUCCUUUGCCCCUCCUUUUCACCUACCACCCAGAAGCCGGCUACGCACCAAUUCGAGAAGUCAUGCAGGGACGCAAUGACAGGAUUAAGGAAUUCUACUGGCGUGCAUGGUUUGGUGAUGAAACUCUGGAUCUUGAUGCUCCCGUCACAGGCACAUUUAACGGUGGCAAGGCUACGAUUACGAGCGAAGCUAUCAAUGACUUUGUUCAUGCCGUCGGCAACACUGGAGAGGCUUUCGUCGACCGACCAGGAAAGGAGGUCUUCGCUCCCAUGGACUUUGCUAUUGUAGUAGGCUGGAAGGCUAUCACGAAGCCCAUCUUUCCACGAACUAUCGAUGGAGAUCUUCUCAAGCUUGUCCAUUUGUCCAAUGGUUUCCGUAUGCUGCCAGGUGCUGAGCCACUGAAGAAGGACGACGAAGUCGAGACGACUGCUCGCAUCAACGCUGUCAUUAACCAAGAUUCUGGUAAGAUGGUGGAAGUGUGUGGCACGAUCACUCGUCUAGGCAAACCAGUCAUGGAAGUCACAUCGCAAUUCUUGUACCGUGGCGCUUACACAGAUUUUGAGAACACUUUCCAGAGAAAGACCGAGACUCCUAUGCAAGUUCAUCUUGCAACCAGCAAGGACGUUGCUGUUCUUAGAUCUAAGGAGUGGUUCAGUCUGGAUGAGCCUGAUCAUGAGCUUCUUGGUCAGACCCUUACCUUCCGUCUCCAGAGUCUGGUAAGAUUCAAGAACAAGACUGUCUUUAGCCAUGUCGAGACCAGAGGUCAAGUCCUUCUUGAACUUCCUACCAAGGAGAUCAUUCAAGUUGCAAGCGUCGAGUAUGAAGCUGGAGUGUCUCAUGGCAAUCCAGUCAUCGAUUACUUGGAGCGACACGGUUCAUCCAUCGAGCAGCCAGUCAACUUCGAGAACGCCAUCCCUCUCAGCGGAAAGACACCUCUACUUCUCAGAGCACCAGCAUCCAAUGAGACAUACGCCCGUGUUUCCGGUGACUACAAUCCAAUCCACGUCUCGAGAGUCUUUGCUAGUUAUGCAAGCCUUCCGGGCACCAUCACUCACGGCAUGUACUCGAGCGCUGCUGUCAGAAGUCUUGUGGAGACAUGGGCUGCAGAGAACAAUGUCGGUCGCGUUCGAAGUUUCCAUGCUUCAUUGACCGGCAUGGUUCUUCCAAAUGAUGACAUUGAAGUCAAGCUCCAGCACAUUGGUAUGGUCGCCGGUCGCAAGAUCAUCAAGGUCGAAGCUAGCAACAAGGAGACUGAGGACAAAGUCUUGCUUGGUGAGGCCGAGGUCGAGCAGCCAGUGUCCGCAUAUGUGUUUACUGGACAAGGUUCUCAAGAACAAGGAAUGGGUAUGGAACUCUAUGCCAGCAGUCCAGUCGCAAAGGAGGUUUGGGACAGAGCCGAUAAACAUUUCUUGGACAACUAUGGUUUCGCCAUCACGAAUAUUGUCAAGAACAACCCCAAGGAGCUGACAAUCUACUUUGGUGGACCCCGUGGUAAAGCCAUUCGACAGAACUACAUGUCAAUGACCUUCGAGACUGUAGGAUCGGAUGGUUCAAUCAAGUCAGAGAAGAUCUUCAAAGAGAUCGACGAGAACACUACCUCUUACACCUACCGCUCACCGACGGGUCUCCUUUCCGCAACGCAAUUCACACAGCCUGCCUUAACACUCAUGGAGAAGGCCAGUUUCGAAGACAUGCGUUCGAAGGGUCUUGUUCAGCGCGACAGCAGUUUCGCCGGUCACUCUCUAGGAGAGUAUUCUGCUCUUGCAGCUCUUGCCGAGGUUAUGCCUAUUGAGAGUUUGGUCUCUGUGGUCUUCUACAGAGGUCUCACCAUGCAAGUAGCUGUCGAACGUGACGAGACAGGUCGUUCAAACUACUCCAUGUGUGCUGUCAACCCAAGCAGAAUCUCUAAGACAUUCAACGAGCAAGCUCUGCAAUAUGUUGUUGAGAACAUUGCUGAAGAGACCGGAUGGCUGCUUGAGAUUGUCAACUACAACAUUGCCAACAUGCAAUACGUCUGUGCUGGAGAUCUCCGUGCUCUUGAUACCCUCACUGGUGUCACGAACUACCUAAAGGCUCAGAAGAUUGAUAUCCAACAACUGAUGCAGACUUUGUCUAUCGAGGACGUCAAGGCACAUCUCGUUGAGAUUAUCCGAGAGUGCGCGAAGCAAACAGAAGCCAAGCCCAAGCCUUUGGACCUCCAACGAGGCUUCGCGACCAUCCCACUCAAAGGCAUUGAUGUGCCUUUCCACUCCACCUUCUUGCGAUCUGGCGUCAAGCCCUUCCGAUCCUUCCUUCUCAAGAAGAUCAACAAGACCACUAUUGACCCAAGCAAGUUGAUUGGGAAAUAUAUUCCCAACGUCACCGCAAAGCCUUUCGAGUUGACCAAGGAGUAUUUCGAGGAUGUGUACAGAUUGACAAACUCGCCCAAGAUUGGUGCCAUCUUGGCAAACUGGGAGAAAUACGAGGAGCCGCAGACCAACGGUGUCAAUGGGGUGGUCAAUGGUACGCAUGCAUAGAGAUAUAGAUUUUUGAUUUGGAUGGCGUUGGGAUUUGCAAAGAGC